Messenger RNA from Symphalangus syndactylus (siamang), 11996 nucleotides. It is a transcript of the gene GASK1A, whose product is annotated as golgi associated kinase 1A. Gene Ontology annotation, cellular component: Golgi apparatus. The record is from RefSeq and is a predicted model, not a curated record. Lineage: Eukaryota; Metazoa; Chordata; Mammalia; Primates; Hylobatidae.
ACAAUCUGACUGAACUACUCUCUCGUUUUAAUGGAGCUGUCCCCCUUCUUGAACUUGGUUGAGGUUGGUGGGAAUGAAGCCAAUUUGGAAGGCAGUGCAUGCAUUGUUGCAUUUCCAAAUCACCACUCCUCCCUGCCAAUAUAUUCUCCACAUUCUGGAUGGAGCUGCUGCACACUGGUGCUUCUCCUCCACAGGCAGGCACCUUCCACGUGCAGCAAACCCCAGGGUGAAGGUACUCAGCAACCUCUGUCCUGGGUCUAGCUGUCAACCCCAAGCCUGCCUCCCUGCUGUUCCUCCCAGGGCAGGGCUGUGGGGAGGAGCUUGUCUACUGGGGCUUCAGUGGCUGGCUCUCUCGCAGCCCAUCCUGAUGUACUCAGAUUCCUGAGGUGGGCAGGCUGGGCCUGGUCCUCUUGGCCCCCCUUGUUGCCCAGGGACUCCUAUAGUAGAAAGGCAUCUUAAAGAGGCUGUGCUGCCAAUCUCUGCAGCAGCCAGUGUAGGGGUUGUGUUCAUUUCCCAUCGUUGCUGUAACAAAUUAACAAACAUUGAGUGGCUCAAAACAACACAAAUUUGUUCUCUAUGGCUCUGGUCAGAAGUCCAAAACGAGUUUCACUGAACUAAACUCAGGUUGUCAGAAGGGCUGGUUUUCUUCGGAGGUUCUAGGGGAGAAUCCUUUUUCUUGCCUUUUCUGGCUUCUAGCAGCUGCCUGUGUUACUAGCUUGUGCCAGGAAUUCCUCUAUCUUCAGAGACCAUCAUUCUAGUCUCUGCUUUCAUCAUCACUUUGCUGUCCCCUCUUCUGUAUUCAUUUGUCCCUCCACCUGCCUCCAAUACGGACACUUGUGAUCACAUUUAGAGCCCACCCAGCUAAUCUAAGACAGUUUCUUCCUCUCAAGAACCUUAACUUUAUCACAUAUGCAAAGGUCCCAGGUCCCAGAGAUUAGGGCCUGGACAUCUUUAGAGUCAGUAUUCAGUUUACUACACGGGUUGUCCAGGCUCUGCCUUGAGGACCACGUGUUCUUACCCAUCAUCAGUUGGCCCAGUCCUGUGAGAGCGGUCAGGCUGGGGCUGCGUGCUCCUGGGGCCGAGUGAGACCAAUAUGGCCUUUCCAAUGCUUUCUGACUCCCAUCUGCCAAAACAAGAAAAAUCAGUAGUUACUAGAUAUUUAACAAGUAACUGCUAUGUUCUACCACUUCCAGAGGUAGGGUUUUGCUCUUCAGUCAGAUUCCUCUUUGAGUUUGUGGACAGACAGCCACAGAGUCUCAAAAGCAGAAGGAGAUUGCAUAAACAUGGGACUCAAACUGGAGGCCCCUGGGCGAAAUCAGCAAGAUUCUCCAGGCUUGGCCCUUGAUGCUAAAGAGAGAGAGGAAGGAAUCUAGGAAAUCUUCUCUCAAGACAGCAGCCAUGCCUACAAGACCACGCAUUUCCAUAUAAUUCUAUUUCACACAUCGGAAGGCGAACAUUCCCUUGGCCCACAUUGCAUGUUAUCUUUGUAACAAUCCUCUGUCACAUUUCCCAGUAGAUGAAUAUGAUCAAGCUCAGGUUCUCAGAAAAGCAAACAGGAAAAUCACAUUAAUACUUUGUAAAGAAUAUCCUUCUCACUUUAGUUGUUGUAGAGUGCUGCUCCCAAGAAAUUAACUGUACAGUCAUUCAACACAUGGAUGAGGUGAUGGACCAUUUCAUUGUAGUUGCAUUUUGGGGCAAGGUGGGGCACGGAGGACAGUGAAGACUAAUUUCUCUUGCUUGCUAAUUUUGUCUUUGAAAAUCUGGCCCUGGACUCAUUUCCUCAACUAAAUUUUACAUUUUCAUGAAGACAAGAAAGAUUUUGUUCUUUUGAGACCCUAUGCAUAGCACCAUCAUGAAUUGCUGGAGAUGCCUGGUGCCUGUCACAGAAAGGAAGAGGGGGUUGAGUCCACAUUUUCCUGCCUAGGAGGAGAGCUCUCUGCUUGGCUCCUCUUCCCCUCCUCCACCCCUGCCCCUCCCUGUCCACCAGAUACAUCAUUCCAGAUGCCUCAGUGUUGGGAACACUCAGUGCCAGAUCUUCACCUUGGCAGAACCCUGAGCAGGGCGCAGACAUUGUGGGCCUAGUCCAGAAAGCCGACCCCGGGUCAUGUGCUGUAAGAAGUUCCAUGUCAUGACACAAGGGAAGGAGCGAAACCCUUCCAGCUGCUGCUUUUCUUGGUGGAACUUGAUGAUAUGCAGUCCGGGAAAGCGAUCAUUCCUUCUAACGCUGGAUACAGCUAAAUCCAAACAGCACGUGGCCACAUCUAGCCUGCAACGGACUUGGCCUGGCCAGAGCAGGGCAGGAGGCCAGAACAAAGAAAAGGAGCCAGAUAUUAUGAAAUAUUGGUCUGUGCUCAGCAGGCUUAUGCAGCCUCUAGCAAGUAUGUGGACAAGAAUGCAGAGCUUGCCUAUUUGUUUGUGAACAUGAAGCUGCAGACAGGGAGCUGAGGGGAAAUAUUGAUUAAUUUGAUCCCGUUCAAAAGAGGAGAGCUGAAAUCCAAGAUGGAGAAAUUGAUGUGAAGUAUAUGCUCAUUAGUGGCAAAGCUGGGGGUUGGACCUAGAGAGUCCAGCUCCUGUGUAUCCUUCAGCGCAUCCUUCCAGAUGCUGCCUUUCUGAAGUGAGUGUAAGUAUUUGUUGAAAGAUAACACAAUUCAUCAUCUCCCGUGUCUCAGCUGGUGUCAGGAACCCCAGCCCAUGUAAUGAAGAGACAGAUCCAGGUAUUUCUCAUGUCUUUAAAAUCCUUCUGCUAGCACUGCUUCCCCCAGGUUAUCUGGGAGCAUUGAAAAUUCUUCUAGAUAAACCCCUGAUGGCCUGAGCUAAUUCUUUCCCCCAUGUGCCCUGAAGUCCCCAGGGCCAGAACUGGCUCCUAUGUGUUGGGAAGGGCUUGGUCUCUGCAGGCUGGAGGCCAGAGUUGGAAUCCCAGCUCUUCUACUUAGGUGGUGUGUCACCUUGAGCAAAUUUCGAAGUCUCUUUUUCGAGUUCCUCAGCCAUAAAAUGGUACGAUAUUUCCUUCCUACCUGCUAGAGUCAUUGUGAGAAUAUCUGGAGGCAACAUCCUUCUAGCCAUAACAGUGAAAAACAUGUAACAAACUCAUGGUGUCAUCAGAUGUUGGUGGAGUCCUCAGGUGGUGGCACCCAGAGCUGCUAUCCAGUAUUCCAUGCUUCACCAGCCCUGUCCCAUAAGUUUGGAAAGAUAAGUGGCCUGAAUGUAGGCAAGGCUAGAUUUGCCAGAAUUGGCAUAAGGGAAAUUAUUAUAUCAUUACCUUUUUACUUGAGACAGUGAGUUGCUGGAGGGCAGGGGCCAAGCCUUCUUCUCACUGGUGUCCUUAUUUCAUGGUCCAGUGCUUGGCAUUAGGGAAGGUCAGAAUAGAAGGAUAAAAUUGUAAUGCAGCACAAUUUGUCUGGGGAGCAACCUCACCCCUACAUUGUUCCUUUGGAGGAAGCUGCCUCCUGCCCCAGGAUGCUCUGGAUUCCCACACUGGUUCCCUGAGGGUCUCCAAAGUGCAUGCCUAACAUCAUAUGCCUUUCCCAGUAUCCUUCACUCCCUAUUGUCUACCAGUCACAUGUUGGGUUCCAGGCAGUUAUAGAUAGCAACUCAAUACCUACAAUAACAUAAACCACUCUGGUGAAGGAGGGAGUCUGAAAAGGUGAACUCAUACUCAGAUAUUACCCAGCCAGAGUCUUCUUCCUGCUAGGCCAUAUUCUUCAGUAGAACCCUAAUGCUUUCAAGGCUUCUCAAGAAAGCCUCCUUCUUGAGGCUUUCUCAAAUCCCCAAAUUUGAGAAACACCGUUAUAGCAUUUUAUGUUCUCCCAUGAAAUACAGUAGAGUGGGCUGCAAGAGUUAAAUUUUCAAUUUCUGUCACUGUCCUUGAAAAACAAUUUUUACCUUGGCUUUUGCUGAAAUGAUUUUUUGAAUUGCUUUUCGUAUUUCAUGAGGGUGGAGAAUUCAUUUGGAUUAUAGAUUUCUGCCAUCUCUAAGUUUGACAUUCCUUUCUUUCUUGCUUUAAAAGCUAAUAUUUUCUGGUUCUUGUCUCCCUGUGUACCACUCCCUCCCCACGCCCAUCCCAACUGAGAACCAUCAUUUUCUAAGGCUUCUUUUGGUUCUCAUUCCUUCCCCAGCACUAGCUAUUGCCAUUUGUUCACCAAGGAAGUUUCCAUCACAUAAUAAGAUUACAAUAUCCCUGAUGUUAUGCUAUGGAAGCUAAGCAGCAGAACCUGGGCAGACAGCCGUGGACACAUGACUGGCUCCUCCUACCAUAUUUGCUUGAAGUAAAUGAGAUUCAGAUCUGCGCCUCAGAGGAAUUUCAAAUUACACCCUGCCGUGGACCUUUAGCCUCUUACCUUCCCCAACUCCCCCCUCUCCACCCCCCAACAAAUCCAUUAAGGUAAAAUAUCUAUGGUGUUUUUAACUGUUCAAAAUAGUUUUAUUCAAAUGUGCCAAGAGGGCAUUUGCUUAGGCAGAUUAAGAAAUGGGCCGGGCAUGGUGACUCACGCCUGUAAUCCCAACACUUUGGGAGGCCGAGGUGGGCAGAUCAUGAGGUCAGGAGAUCAAGAUCAUCCUGGCCAACAUGGUGAAACCCCGUCUCUACUAAAAAUAUAAAAAUUAGCUGGGUGUGGUGGCGUGUACCUGUAGUCCCAGCUACUUGAGAGGCUGAGGCAGGAGAAUCACUUGAACCCGGAGGGCAGAGGUUGCAGUGAGCCGAGGUCAUACCACUGCACUCCAGCCUGGCGACAGAGUGAGACGCCAUCUCAGAAAAAAAAAAAAAUGGUUAGGAGAAGAUCACAAGAGAUUUUUAUUGCAAAUAGGAACCUUUUUCUGUAUGUAAGAACCCACUGUGUGGGCUGUCAUUUACAAGGCAGGGCUGGCUUCUAGGAUUUAGCACACACUGAAUUGCAGCAAGUCAAGGCUGUGUGAAGUCAUGGGAAAUGGCUAUGUGAAGUCACAGAAAGGGACAACGUGAAGUCACAGGAAGAAGCAGAGUGAAGUCACAGGAAGGAGCAGUGUGAAACAAUAGGAAGGGGCUGGAAGAUGUCAUAAGAAGAAAUUAUGUGAAGUCACAGGAAGGGGCUGUGUGAAGCCACAGAAAGUGGCUGGGUGAAGCCAGAGAAAGGGGCUAUGUGACAUCACAGGAAGGAACUGUGUGAAGCCAAAGGAAGGGGUUGUGUGAAGUCACAGGAGGAGGCUGUGUGAAGCCACAAGGUCAGUAUGAAGCCACAGGAAGAGGCAGUGUGAAGUUAGGAAGGGGCAGUGUGAAGCCAGGAAGGGGUAAUGUGAAGCCAAGGAAGGGGCUGUGUGAAGUCAUAGGAAGGGGUAGUGUGAAGCCAGAUAAAAGGGCAGUGUGAAGUCACAGGAAGCGGCAGUGUAAAGCCAAAGGAAGGAGCAGUGUGAAGCCAAAGGAAGGAGGAGUGUGAAGCCAAAUAAAGGGGCUGUGUGAAGUAACAGGGACAGUGUGAGGCCAAAGGAAGGGACAAUGUGAGGCCAAAGGAAGGGACAGUGUUGAGCCAUAGGCAGGGGCUGUGUGAAGCCACAGGAAGGGGAAUGGGAAGUUAUAGGAAGGAGAGUGGGAAGUCACAAAAAGGGACUAUGGAAAGUCACAGGAAGGGGCAGAGGGAAGUCAAAAGAAGAGGCUGUGGGAAGCCAUAGAAAGGGGCUGUUUGAAGCCACUGGAAGGGGCAGUGUGAGGUCACAGGAAGGGGCAGUGUGAGGUCACAGGAAGGGGCUGUGUGAAGCCACUGGAAGUAACUGUGUGAAGCCACUGAAUGGGGCAGUGUGAAGCCACAGGAAGGAGCUGUGUGAUAUCACAAGUAGGGGCAGUGUGAACUCACAGGAAGUGGCUCUAUUAAGCCACAGGGAGCCACAGGAAGGCAGAGUGUGAAGUCACAUGAAAGGGGCUGUGUGAGGCCACAGGAAGGGGCUGUGUGAAGUCACAGGAAGGUAAGUGGAAAGUCACAUGAAGGGGCUGUGUGAAGUCACAGGGAAGGGCAGUGUGAGGCCAGAGGAAGGAGCUGUGUGUAGCCACAGGAAGGGGCAGUGUGAAGUCACAGGAAGGGGCAGUGGGGUCACUGGAAAGGGCUAUGCGAAGUCAGAGAAGGGUUGUGUGAGGCCACAGGACGAAGCAGUGUGAAGCCACAGGAAGGGGCUGUGUGAAUCACAGGAAAAGGCAGUGUGAAGUCACAGAAGGGGUUUUGUGAAGCCACAGGAAGGGGCAUGGGAAAUCACAGGAACAGGCUGUGGGAAGUCACAGGGAGGGGCAGAGGAAAGUCACAGGAAGGGGCAGUGGGGUCACAGGAAGGGCCUAUGUGAAGUCAGAGAAAGGGGUUGUGUGAGGCCACGGGAAGAAGCAGUGUGAAGCCACAGGAAGGGGCUGUGUGAAUCACAGGAAGAGGCAGUGUGAAGUCACAGAAGGGGUUUUGUGAAGCUACAGGAAGGGGCAUGGGAAAUCACGGGAAUGGGCUGUGGGAAGUCACAGGGAGGGGCAGAUGGAAGUCACAGGAAGGGGCAGUGGAAAGUCACAAGAAGCCACUGGAAGGGGCAGUGUGAAGUCACAGGAAGGGGCAAUAUGAGGUCACAGGAAGGGCUGUGUGAAGUCACUGGAAGGGGCAGUGAGAAGUCACAGGGAGUGGCUGUGGGAAGUCACAGGAAGAGGCAAAUGUGAAGCCACAAGAAUGGGCAGUGUGAAAUCGCAGGCGUCUUGGCUCUGGAGAAGGCUGCGUGGCAAGAGGCGGCCAGUGAUAGCGUUCUGCCUCUUGAUGACCCUAUCUGCGAUGGCUGUCACCCUCUUUCCCCCACAGCAUCCAUCCGCUGGCCCAGACCCGGGUCCCAUGGAGCCUCAGGGCGUAACUGGCGCCCCUGCAACCCAUAUCCGGCAGGCUUUGAGCUCCAGCCGGAGGCAGCGGGCAAGAAACAUGGGCUUCUGGAGAAGCCAUGCUUUGCCCAGGAACUCCGUCUUGGUCUGUGCUGAGGAGCAAGGCCAUAGAGCAGGAGUGGACAGAAGCAGGGAGUCCCCAGGAGGGGACCUCAGGCAUCCAGGGAGGGUGAGGAGGGACAUUACUUUGUCAGGACAUCCAAGACUCAGUACUCAGCAUGUUGUGCUCCUGAGGGAGGAUGAGGUCGGAGAUCCAGGAGCCAAAGACCUGGGCCACCCCCAGCAUGGCGGUCCCAUCCAGGAGACGCAGAGUGAGAUGGUCACCCUGGUCAGUCCACUCCCAGGGAGCGACGUGGCAGUUUUACCGGCUUGGAGAGCUACUUCUGGGCUGACACUCUGGCCUCAUACAGCAGAAGGCAGGGAUCUGCUGGGAGCUGAGAACAGAGCCUUGACUGGUGGGCAACAAGCAGAGGAUCCCACCUUGGCUUCAGGGGCUCAUCAGUGGCCUGGCUCUGUUGAGAAGCUGCAAGGGUCAGUGUGGUGUGAUGCUGAGACGCUGUUGAGCAGCUUGAGGACUGGUGGGCAGGCUCCCCCAUGGCUGACAGACCACGAUGUGCAGAUGCUCCGGCUGUUGGCGCAGGGGGAGGUGGUGGACAAAGCCAGGAUCCCCGCCCACGGGCAGGUGCUACAGGUUGGCUUCUCUGCUGAGGCUGCCCUUCAAGACCUGUCCUCUCCCACACUCAGCCAACUCUGCUCCCAAGGGCUCUGUGGCCUGAUCAAGAGGCCUGGGGACCUGCCUGAGGUCCUAUCCUUCCACGUAGAUCGUGUGCUGGGGCUGCGCCGGAGCCUACCUGCUGUGGCCCGCCGCUUCCAUAGCCCCCUCCUGCCCUACCGCUACACAGACGGUGGAGCAAGGCCUGUCAUCUGGUGGGCGCCCGAUGUGCAGCACCUGAGCGACCCAGAUGAGGAUCAGAACUCUCUGGCUUUGGGCUGGCUACAGUACCAGGCCCUGCUGGCACACGGCUGCAAAUGGCCAGGCCAGGCCCCAUGCCUGGGCAUCCACCAUACCGAGUGGGCACGCCUGGCGCUCUUCGACUUCCUGUUGCAGGUCCACGACCGCUUGGAUCGCUACUGCUGUGGCUUCGAGCCUGAGCCCUCAGACCCCUGUGUGGAAGAGAGGCUCCGAGAGAAAUGCCGGAACCCAGCCGAGCUGCGGCUGGUCCACAUCCUGGUCCGGAGCAGCGAUCCAUCUCACCUGGUCUACAUCGAUAACGCUGGCAACCUUCAGCACCCUGAGGACAAGCUGAACUUUCGGCUGCUGGAGGGCAUAGAUGGGUUUCCUGAGUCUGCCGUGAAGGUUCUCGCAUCAGGGUGUUUACAGAACAUGCUGCUUAAGUCGCUGCAGAUGGACCCCGUGUUCUGGAAAAGCCAAGGCGGGGCCCAGGGGCUGAAGCAGGUCCUCCAGACCCUGGAGCGGCGAGGACAGGUGCUGCUGGGACACAUCCGAAAGCACAACCUCACACUCUUCAGGGAUGAGGACCCGUAAGCCUCACACAGCCCUGAGUCAAUGAGCAUCCAUCCUGAUGGCCACAUUUUCUUGAACUCACUCAUCUUGAGGACAAAUGGGAAAAGCCAGAAGCCAGAGGGGCACAAGGAUGUCAUGGGAUAUUUCACCUGCCUGGGAUGGUGGAGGUAGCAUGGGGUUUUCAAUCUCAGUGCGUCCCUUUCUGCCUUGUUGGCUCUGGCUAUUUAUUCCCUUGGGCCAACAAAUACAUUCAAAAAUCUUCUUGAGCUGCUCAAGAAACUGUAAAAAUGUGUGAUGCACGUGCAUAUGCAGAGCGGGAAAAGUUUGUGUGUGUGUAGAGGCGUGUAGGUGUGGGUGGCAUGUGUGCAUGCCUGCAUGCAAUACAUGAGACAAACCUAAUAAAGGUACAAUCUUCAUAGAACUGCACUUGCAGCCUAGAGUUGCUCUGGCUGAAAGUAGACUCAGGCCUAAGAAAUGAAACAUAAUGCGUUUGUCUUUAUAGACUUUAAAUUUUCAAUUAUUACUCAGUUAUGUUUUUUGGUUUAAAAAAUUAUAAAAGUCUAAAAGUAAUACAUGCUCAGUAAAAAAAAAGUCCAUAAAUAAUAGAAGCAUAUGACAAAAAGCAUAAGUCCCACAAAUUCCCUAACGGUGUGUAUGUGUGUGUGUUAUUCAUGGCCACACUACAUGCAAAUUAAAAAAUAAAAGUGUGGUCAUGCUUUGUCAACUCACUAUAUUUUUACUUUAUUAACUAUAUUCUAUAUCAGCCAUCUGAAUUGACCCAAUCUUUGUUGGUGACUGCAUGAAAUUCCAAGGCAGGGAUGUGUCAUACUUUCUUUAGCUGGUCCCAUAAUCAUCAACAUUUAAGUAGCUCCAAUUUUUCAUCAAUUACAGACAUUGCUGCCAUGAACAUGAUCGCAUGGCAUGCAAGUAUUUCUGCGAGCUAGAUUUCCAUAAGGGAUUUCCGGGGCAAAGGGUAUGGGCAUUCAGUAUUCUGAGAGAAACUGCCAAAUUGCUCUCUGAAAUGGUGGUGUCAAUUUACAUUUCUCCCAAGAGGGUAGGAGACUGAUUAUUUUUCUACACCCUCACCAACACUUGACAUUCUCAGACUUUUGGGUUUUUUUUUUUUUUUUUUUUUUUGGUCUAUUUAGGAGGAAAACCUAUUUUAAAAGCUGCAUUUCCUUAAUCAUGAAUGAAGUCAUCUUUCCACUUAUUUGCCAGACAUUUGUAUUUUCUUUUCUGCAUUAUCUUUUUCUUUUAAGAUGUUUGCCCUUUGCUUGUUGAUUUGUUGGAAAUCUUUGACUCUAAUGAGUGUGAUCGAUCUUUUCUCUGUUGACUUGGUGUAAAUGUUUUCUUCCAGCCUGUCAUUUGUCUCUUAACUUUGUUUAUAGUCUUUUGCCAAGUGUAAAAUGUUAAUUUCCACGUAGUCAAAUUUGUUUAUCCUUCCCUUUAAGUCUUUUGAGUUUCAUGCCUUUUUAGAAAGGCUGUCACCACUUCAAGAUUAUUGAAAUAAUCUCCUGUGUUUUAUUCUAGCAUUAUACAGUAUUUCUUAUAUAUUAUAUAGCAUUUCUUAUAUAUUUUCAUAUAUUUCUUAUAUAUUCCUCUAAAUUAAUAUAUAAAACCUGUAUUUUAUAUGGAUUUAAGCAGAGAAUGGUGUGAGUUAGGGAUCUAACAAGUUUCAUUUCCCUUCAAAUGGAUAGUUAGUUGCUGUAACAUUAUUUCACAUUCCAUUCUUUCUUUACUGCUGUGAAAGUACACUUUUGUCAGAUAUUAGGUUCCCACAUGCACGGAGGUCCAUUUGUGAACUCUGUUCUGAUAUUAUUUUUCAGUUCCUGCAUUAGUAUGACAGUGUUUUAAUUAAAGUUACUUUAUUCUUUUUUUGCUCUCUGGUAGGCUGAGUUCCCAUAUUUGUAUUCUACUUUAGUUUUUUUCCUUUGCUAUUUUUGUGCAUUUGUCUUUCAUGUGAUAGUGUCAGUCUAUGAAGCAUGCCACCCCUCUCUUUUUAUCCUCAAAAUCUCAUUGGUGUUUUGAUUGUGAUUAUAUUGAAUUUAUAAUUGGUGGGAAUCUGACUUAUUUGAAUAUUGAGUGCUCUCAUUCAGGUUUAUCAAUCCACCUAUUCUUUGAUAAUCUCUAGCAACAUUUUUUUGUUUAUUGAGACAGAGUCUCACUCUGUCACCCAGGCUGGAGUGCAGUGGCAAGAUUUCAGCUCACUGCAGCCUCAACCUCCUGGGCUCAAGUGAUCCUCUCACCUCAGCCUCCUGAGUAGCUGGGACGGCAAGUGCACACCACCGCGACCAGCUAAUUUUUGUAUUGUUUUGUAGAGAUGGGAUUUUGCCAUAUUGCCCAGGCUGGUCUUGAACUCUUGAGCUCAAAGCAUCCGCCCAUCCCAGCCUCCAAAGUGCUGGGAUUACAGGCAUGAGCCACAGAACCCGGCCUCUAGUAACAUUUUAAAGUUUUCUUCAACAAAGAAGCUCAUUUUAAAGAUAGUUUGUAAUUUUUACUCCUAUUGAGAAUGAGUUCUUUUUCUUGAUUAGAUUUUUCUAGAUAGAAUUUUAGGUGCAUAUCUUAUAGUUUUUAAGUAGAAAAUAAUAUUUUCAAAUAAUGAUAAUUUUACAUUUAUAUUUCAUAAGUGUGUGUGUGUUGCGGGAAGUCAGGGACUCCAAACAGAGGGACCAGCUGAAACCAUGGCAGAAAAACUUGGAUUGUGAAGAUUUUAUGGACAUUUAUUAGUUCCCCAAAUUAAUACUUUUGUAAUUUCUUAUGCUUGUCUUUACUGCAAUCUCUAAACAUAAAUUGUAAAGAUUUCAUGGACAAUUAUCACUUCCCCAAUCAAUACCCUGGUGAUUUCCUAUGCCUGUCUUUACUUUAAUCUCUUAAUCCUGUCACCCGAGGAGGAUGUAUGUCGCCUCAGGACUAUGUGAUAAUUGCAUUAACUGCGCAAAUUGUAGAGCAUAUGUGUUUAUGCAAUAUGAAAUCUGAGCACCUUGAAAAAAGAACAGGAUAACAGCAAUUGUUCAGGGAAUAAGAGAGAUAACCUUAAACUCUGACCGCCGGUGAACCGGGCAGAAUAGAGCCAUAUUUCUCUUCUUUCAAAAGCAAAUGGGAGAAAUAUUGCUGAAUUCUUUUUCUCAGCAUAGAAUAUCCCUGAGAAAGAGAAUGUGCACCUAGGGGUAGGUCUCUGAACUGGCCCUCCUGGGGAGUACCUGUCUCUUAUGGUCGAGAUUGCAGAGGUGAGAUAGACUCCAGCCUCCCAUUGUGCUCCCAGGGUUAUUAGGAAGAGGAAAUUCCCGCCUAAUAAAUUUUGGUCAGACCGGUUGCUCUCAAACCCUGUCUCCUGAUAAGAUGUUAUCAAUGACAAUGGUGCCCGAAACUUCAACACCAAUUUUAAUUUCGCCUCGGUCCUGUGGUCCUGUGAUCUCGUCCUGCCUCCACUUGCCUUGUGAUAUUCUAUCACCCUGUUAAGUACUUGAUGUCUGUCACCCACACCUAUUCGCACAUUCCCUCCCCUUUUGAAAAUCCCUAAUAAAAACUUGCUGGUUUUUGUGGCUUGUGGGGCAUCACGGAUCCUACCAACAUGUGAUGUCUCCCCCGGACGCCCAGCUUUAAAAUUUC